Myiozetetes cayanensis is the source of this 4547-nucleotide messenger RNA. RefSeq names its product glycerophosphodiester phosphodiesterase domain containing 5 (gene GDPD5). The record is from RefSeq and is a predicted model, not a curated record. Gene Ontology annotation, biological process: positive regulation of neuron differentiation; lipid metabolic process. Gene Ontology annotation, cellular component: plasma membrane. Lineage: Eukaryota; Metazoa; Chordata; Aves; Passeriformes; Tyrannidae. Gene Ontology annotation, molecular function: glycerophosphodiester phosphodiesterase activity.
UCCGUCCGUCCGUCCGUCUGUCUGUCCGCCCGUCUGUCCGCCCGUCUGUCCGCCCGGCCGCCGCCCCAUCCCACCCUGUGCCGGGGCACGGCCCCCCCCGCGGCCUCGGCGGGCCAGGGGCACCCCGUCCCCUGGGGCUGGGCGAGCUGGAGGAUUCCCCAGCGGCAGGGCUCUCCCAGGACCUGAUGGAGUUGUGAGAGCUGGCUCCGGAGGGGCUGGAAGGAGCAUGGUCAAACACCAACCCCUGCAGUACUACGAGCCCCAGCUAUGUCUGUCCUGUCUGACCGGGAUCUACGGCUGCCGCUGGAAACGGUACCAGCGGUCACAUGAUGACACCACCAAGUGGGAGCGCCUCUGGUUCCUCAUCCUCACCUCAUCCUUCUUCCUCACCCUGGUCUGGUUUUACUUCUGGUGGGAAGUUCACAAUGACUACAAUGAAAUCAACUGGUUUUUAUACAACCGAAUGGGAUAUUGGAGUGACUGGUCCAUUCCAAUCCUUGUCACAACUGCUGCUGGCUUCACCUACAUCACAGUGUUAUUGAUCCUCGCCCUGUGUCACAUAGCUGUGGGACAGCAGAUGAACCUGCACUGGCUGCACAAGAUUGGCCUGGUGACAACGUUGAUAACCACGGUGGUGACCAUGUCAUCCAUAGCACAGCUCUGGGACGACGAGUGGGACAUGGUGUUCAUUUCACUGCAGGCCACAGCCCCUUUCCUGCACAUAGGAGCCCUGGCAGCAGUCACAGCACUGUCCUGGUUGGUGGCGGGGCAGUUUGCACGGACAGAGAAAGCCACCUCCCAGAUGCUGAUGUUCACCGCAUACCUCGCAGUUGUAGUUGCACUUUACCUCGUCCCCCUCACCAUCUCCUCCCCCUGCCUCAUGGAGAAGAAGGCCCUGGGACCAAAGCCAGCCAUCAUAGGGCACCGUGGAGCACCCAUGUUGGCACCAGAAAACACUCUGAUGUCGUUCCAGAAGGCCGUGGAGCAGAAGGUGUAUGGAGUCCAAGCUGAUGUUGUACUGAGCCACGAUGGAGUCCCGUUCCUGAUGCACGACAAGACACUCAGGAGAACCACGAACGUGGAGGAGGUGUUCCCGGAGCGGGCCCACGAGCACUCCUCCAUGUUCAACUGGACUGACCUGGAAAAGCUCAAUGCUGGGGAGUGGUUCCUUCAGAAUGAUCCUUUCUGGACAGUGGGGUCUCUCUCGAGGUCUGACUACUUGGAAGCUGCCAACCAGUCAGUCUGCAAGCUGCAGGACAUGCUGGAGGUGAUCAAGGACAACACCUCGCUCAUCCUGAACUUCCAGGACCUGCCAUCAGCUCACCCCUACUACAGCACUUACAUCAACAUCACCCUGGAAACCAUCCUGGCAUCGGGAAUUCGGCAGCAGGCCGUGAUGUGGCUGCCGGACACGGAGAGGCAGCUGGUCAGGCAGGUUGCCCCGGGGUUCCAGCAGACCUCUGGCCUCAAGCUGGACACGGAGCGCCUGAGGGAGAAGGGCAUCGUGAAGCUCAACCUGCGCUACACCAAGGUGACGAGCGAGGAUGUCAGGGACUACGCCAUGGCCAACCUGAGUGUGAACCUGUACACGGUGAACGAGCCCUGGCUGUUCUCCAUCCUCUGGUGUGCCGUCCCCUCGGUCACCUCCGACAGCUCCCACGUCCUCCGCAAGGUGCCUUUCCCCAUCUGGCUCAUGCCUCCAGACGAGUACCACCUAAUCUGGAUCACGUCUGAUCUCAUUUCAUUUAUCAUAAUUGUAGGAGUUUUUAUAUUCCAGAAGUGGCGCCUGGGGAGCAUCAGGACCUACAACCCGGAGCAGAUCAUGCUGAGCGCCGCCGUGCGCCGCUCCAGCCGCGACGUCAAGAUCAUGAAGGAGAAGCUGAUCUUCUCAGAGAUCAACAACGGCGUGGAGCCCACGGAUGAGUUGUCCUUCUGCUCUGAGAAUGGCUUUGCCAACGAGAUCCUCACCCCCAUGGACCCCCGGGACUCCAAGCUGCGGAUGAACUGAGGGGCUCUGGGCCAGCCCCGCGUGCUCCCUGGCAGUGAGAGCCGUGCUCUUCUGCUCCCUGUGGGAUGGGAACCCUGGAGGAACUGCUGGUCGGGCAGAGACCCCUUCCCACACCCCACCACUAACUGCUCCACCUCCCCUGGUUGUGAGGUUGGGGGGCUUAUUUUUGUAAAUAUGUAGAAAAUUUGAAAUUUUUUUGUCUUUUUUUUUUUUUUUUUGAGUGUAAUUUUUCCAGGGCAUGAGUGGAAAUACCGUGUUCAUUAAACCCUCAACCUUAUGGCUUGAAGGUAUUGGAAUCUUGAUGUGAGAGCCUGAGUCCCCUCGGGGGGUUCUGGGAACAUGAUGGACGUGUGUCCCUGUUCUCCCCCUUGCCCUUCCCCAGCCCUUCCCUUGGUGCAGCGACUGUGUAGCUGAAUGUUGUGAUGUUCUUGUGAAGUGUUGAUUUUGUUAUGGGGUUUUUUUUCUGUUUCCCCCCUCGUUCCCCUUUUCCUGGGCAAUUAAAUUGUAGCUCUGAUGCACCAGGAGGCUGUUUGGAGGAGAGAAGCUUUCCUGGGAGAGGAAUCUUCCCUGCUGAAGCUCAGAGCCAGGGAAGGGGUUGCACUGGCUCAGUCACUUGGGCACCUUCUCCUUGUCCCAUCCUCCUUCCCCAAAGCCUGGAUGCUCCAUGGGGAAUGGCCUUUUUGAAAAGUCCUGCUGCAGUUUUGAAGGCAAAUCCUGAGCAUUUGGCCUCUGCUGGCAGCAGGUUGGAUCUUUUUUUUUUCCCCUUCUUUCUUUCCUUCUUUCCAUCUUCUCCCUGAGUUGGGCUCUGUUGGGAGCCUGGGUGGCUUGUGAAAAGCAAUGCCAGGGGCACCAUCACUGCUUGGAUCUGGUUGAAGUGCCUGCCACUCCCAAGUGGCAUUUGCAGUCGCUCCCUGCUUCCCAUUCCUUACACCCUCAUCACAGGGGGAGAGGUGGUGCAGUGUGAGCUUCCCCUUCUCUGGGCCAGGGAGGUGCCCAUGGGUGAAGGAGCUGUAAAUAGUUUGGAAGGUGAAGCAGCCCCAGACUAUAAUUGUUCCUGCAAGGAGACCUUUCCUCCUUGCUUCGAAGGCAGGAUCCUUAAAGCUGCACGUUCGUGUCCUCCGAAGGAGUGAUGGUCUUGCAGCAGACGCUGAGGGGCUCGUGAAGGCAGGAGCUCCCCCUCAGCGUGUCUCCAAUGCAAAAGGCUUUAAACCAAAAUCUUAGACCAGAGGUUAAAAGUUUAAAAAAAAAAAAAAAAAAAAAAAGAAAAGCUCAGAAACCAAGUUGGUGACAGUUGAAUUUUAUCCCUUCCCCGAGGCGGUCUCAGCUCUCUGCUGGGACCUUCAAGGCCUCGAGGAGAGGAGCCUGUUUUUGGGUCACUUGGCCGUUCCCAAGGAGCCGAAGCCAGCUGGAAGGCUGCUGGAGCUGGGAAUGGCUCUUGGCUCAGUGUUGGGUCGUUCCCUUCCUCGCCGGAUCUCGGUCGGCACCGCGUGCAACGUGAGAAACCCCCAGAGCGCGAGCUCCCUUCGGAGCUGCUGCGCUGAUGGGGCCUCGCUGUUCCCAUGGAUCUGAAAACCUGGGAGCUGACUCUUCUGAGAGCUGGCCAAGCUGGGCUGUGCAGCACACAAGGAGCUGGUCACCUGGCAGAGGAGGAGGAGGAGGAGGUUUGGGGGUGCUGAUGUGCAUCACGUCCCACACCCAAAGCCAGGAUGAAACCAGCCCGGAGCAGUUGGUCCUUGUUUUGGCAGCAUGGAACUGCUCUGUCCUUGUGGGUUUUUUAAAGCUGUACUCCUGUAGCAUUUUGAAACACUAAAGUUUUGGGCUUAGUGUGGAAGAAUUGUGGGGCAGAUGUGGCCAACUUUUCUAUGGAAAGGAAAAAUGCUGAUAGUGGAAAUGUGAAUGUUGAUGCUCUGAUAAGCACGGCCUAAAAUUAAGACUUUAAUUCCUUUGCAUCUGCCCUGGGUUUUAUGAAUGUAAUAAGACUCUGGUCCAUGCUCCCUCUUACCUCCCCCAAAUACAGUCCUUCUCUAUGGUACUCUCAAGUCUGUGAAAUACAGUGUGGGGGUUUUGUUUCUGCAGAACUGCAAGCUUUUGGUGGGUUUGAAGGUAUUUUGAGAACUAAGUUGCUUCUCCCUUUGAUGUGGUGCUGUAUUGAAACAUUCCUGGUGGAUUGUCAUUGCCAAGUGAGAGAUGUUAAAUCUCAGCAUCUGUCGAUAAUCACCUGCAUGUUCUGUUUUUAUCCUUGGAGAUGACUUUAUUGAGAGGUGAAGUGCUUAAAAGCUUGGAAGUGUUAAAAGCAAUCCAACUAAGAGUUGUUUUCACAAUUAGCUUCUUUCUUUCUUGUUUUUUUUUUUUUUUACAACAAGACCCAAACUUCCCGUGUAAUGCACUGACUGUUACUGUUAUUGUCCCAAAUAUUUGCUACCUUUUUUUUUUUUUUAAGAAAAAAAAAAAAAGGAUGAAAUUUUUUGAUGAAAAUAGAGCUAGACCAAAAUAAACUCUGCGACGCUCUGUGAAAUAAACUGUCAGUAUUCCCCUGCCA